AUAUUGUUCCUGCUACAAAACAGUUUCUGUGUGUUAGAGAGGGGCAUUAAAUCCAAGCAAAGACACGUAAAACUACAUUCUCGUUUGAAGGGAAGAUGAGGCUGUUUGUCAUGAGCGUCUCUGUGCUGCUGCUGGUUCUGGGUUUUUCAUGCAUCUCAUCUGAACUUGUAGACAAAUUCAGUAAAUGCAGAGACUUUUUUUUUCAUGAAAAGCCUCCGGUUAUCCCUGGCGUUCUGAAGGAUUCAGCCGCACUGUUCAAUAAUUAUAAAAUAAUCUGUCAGCGAUAUGAGGACAGUGUAAAGUAUGCAACCCUCUAUGACACAACAGGGAAGAUCCCGAUUUUCUCAGCUUACAAAUACACCGGAAUACAAGAAUACAAGGAAGUAACUAAUCUUCCCUGGAUGAUCGAGUCACAGCUUGAACCUGUAGGUCCUGGGAUCCGUGAGCCAUUCAUCAAUCAGGCGAUCACUGGAGACUACUACAAUAACCCAGAAACUGUUAGUCCCGGUCACUUAUUUCCAGUCCGUUAUGCAGCUGAUAGAGAAACUGCCAAGUCUACGUUCACUCUCACCAACAGCAUUCCACAGAAGAACAACUUAGAGGAACGCAUUUGGAAUCGCACAGAACAAGAGAUGAAAGUUAUCAUGGAUGAACACUGUCGUGACCAGAACAACAAGAAGACCUUAGCCUAUGUGUUGACUGGAGCUUUGCCUGGUGACAGUACACUGAAAAACGGAGUGAACAUUCCCUCUCACAAGUGGAUG
This is a messenger RNA of Labeo rohita (rohu), 764 nucleotides long. RefSeq names its product endonuclease domain-containing 1 protein-like. Lineage: Eukaryota; Metazoa; Chordata; Actinopteri; Cypriniformes; Cyprinidae. The annotation marks the transcript as partial. Gene Ontology annotation, molecular function: nucleic acid binding; hydrolase activity; metal ion binding. The transcript is spliced from 2 exons. The record is from RefSeq and is a predicted model, not a curated record.